Messenger RNA from Petromyzon marinus (sea lamprey), 4490 nucleotides. RefSeq lists its product as uncharacterized. Gene Ontology annotation, cellular component: extracellular matrix; membrane. The record is from RefSeq and is a predicted model, not a curated record. Lineage: Eukaryota; Metazoa; Chordata; Hyperoartia; Petromyzontiformes; Petromyzontidae.
ACCGAUGCGGUUUAGAUUUCGUUUUUCUACUUGUUCACGACACAGCAAAAGUAGUUCCACAACUGCGCAAAUGUUCACAAUUUGAGAUUCACGCAUGGAUUAACUCAGGAUGUUGAUGACUCACGGAGGGGACGCAUAGGGAAACGGACCCUGCUUAUAUAAAGAGGAGUCGAACUGGGGUCCCGGAGACCCCCGGAGACUCACAGGGAGACGCGGGGAGACUCAGAUAGCGGGUGAGGAGGUGAGGAGAGGUGACCCUGGACGCGAGGAGAGGCGAGGAGAGGAUGGGAGCCGCCGCCGCGGAGUGGAUCAGUCUGGGUGGCCAAGAGCUGCUGCUGAGCAAUGUCACGGAGCCGUCAUCCAGCCGACGCUGCCUGAGUCCCACCGGGGAGUACAGCCUCGGCCAGGAUGGCGAGGCGAAACACAAGAUGCCAUGCUGCUUGAUGUCCGUGCUCACUGUGCUCUUUGUACUGAGUGGAGUUUCAUUCGUCGCUUGCGGAUUCCUCUACUAUGAACGAUUCUUCACUCAAAACACUCCACCGAAAAAUUUACCAUCGGGAGUUUUUGGGAUUGAUAUAAUGCCAAGAGGUGACAUGAAUAAUCACUCUGAAUCUUCUCAUCAUGCUUUAAACACAGAUUUAGAGCUGUCUGUGGAAGAGAGAAUACAUCAACUAACAGUGGAAAUGGAAGCUCUAACAUUCAAGCUUUCUAACAUUCAAGAGCUGAAAGGAGAGGCCGGUUUGCCAGGUCUUGCAGGGCCCCAGGGAGAGCCUGGGAGACCUGGACCACCAGGCAGCCCUGGGCCAAUGGCCGAGAGAGGCAGCAAGGGGGAAACAGGUGAAAAGGGCAGUGUGGGAGUACCAGGCCUUCCAGGCACAAAAGGAGAGAAGGGUUCCCUUGGAGAUCCUAGACUGCACGGUUUGCCUGGACCGAAGGGCGAUGCAGGAACAAAUGGACAGCACGGCGAAAAGGGCGAACGGGGUUCCAUGGGUUCUCCAGGGGUCAAAGGUGACACUGGGGAACGUGGAUUAAGCGGGGCCCCAGGUGUGCAGGGGAGCAAAGGGGAAGCUGGCGCCCCAGGAGCAGCAGGGCCCCGUGGAGCUCCUGGGAGUGUGGGAUUACCUGGCAAUCCGGGGCUCAAAGGAGAGGGGGGUCCAUCGGGGGUGAGCGGACUGCGGGGGGAGCCUGGACCAAAGGGAGACGCUGGUGUGAAAGGACAUCCCGGAGAAAAGGGUGUCCAGGGUGGAGUUGGUCUCUCUGGCCUCAAAGGACAGGCAGGGGAACGCGGAGAGAACGGCACUCCAGGUGCCAAGGGGGACAAAGGGGAUGCUGUUGUGGGGCAGGCUGGACCUGCCGGCCCACGUGGACCCCCUGGACUACUUGGUGAAAAGGGCAUGGUGGGAGUGCCAGGCCUUCCAGCCACAAAAGGAGAGAAGGGUUCCAUUGGAGAUCCUGGACUACGCGGUUUGCCUGGACCGAAGGGUGAUGCAGGAACAAAUGGACAGCGCGGUGCAAAGGGCGAACAGGGUUCCAUGGGUUCUCCAGGGGUCAAAGGUGACACGGGGGCACGUGGAUUAAGCGGGGCCCCAGGUGUGCAGGGGAGCAAAGGGGAAGCUGGCGCCCCAGGAGCUGCAGGUCCCCGUGGAGCUCCUGGGAAUCCUGGGCCGAUGGGAUCUCAGGGAGAGCGUGGCCCGAUAGGGCCUCAGGGCUUGCCUGGUCCACAGGGAGUAUAUUCACAUGCACAUAUGGUGCGGCUGACCGGUGGUCAGGGCAGGCACACUGGGCUCUUAGAGGUGCUUCACAAUGGAGAGUGGGGCACCGUGUGCGAUGAUAAAUGGGACAACGGAAACAACAUCCUGGUGUUGUGCCGCAUGCUGGGGUUCCGAGGGGCAGGCCAGAUGCAGAAAUAUGGAGCUGGCAGUGGCCGCAUCUGGUUGGACGAUGUGAAUUGCGCUGGUGACGAGAUGAGCUUGCUCCUCUGUCCAGCCCGUGAUUGGGGGAAUCACAACUGCAAUCACAAUGAGGAUGUCGGAGUCAGGUGCGAAAUUUAAGACGUGUCAAAUUAGCAACAGGAAAAAGGUGUACAGCAUCGCAUGUACAAAGCUCUCAGCCUUAUCAAGACCACCAGCUCAAAAAUAAACGGAAUGUGGCAAUAUAUUAUUCCAAAAUAAUAUGGCUUUUGCAUUCAUUAACCACUUAUACACAAACAUAAUCUUAAACCUAUUCAAAACAUCAAAUACAAAGCACUGAAGGAAAAUAGGGGGGGGGAGGAUGAAGGCAAAUAAUUAAAUACAAUGACACAGCAGUCUGCUCUCACACUCGCCCACCACCAUUAUCUAAGAAUCGGCCUCCUUCACCAACAGUCAAUAGCAUCGUUCAUAAUCAUCAGCCAUGAUAAUUCCACAAGCUGCUGCUACUUCCCAUGAUUGCGCCAUCUCAUUGGCGAAUGUCCCGUCAGACGCGUUCCAUUCCUUGGCUGCCACUCUAUGAUUUAUUCUUGACCGCCGUCAAUCAUCCCUUCUAGUUGUGACUCAUCCUGCCCAAGCCCACUCACUUUUCUUUAGAAUCUGGGUGCCAUUAAACAGCGUACAUUCUAUACGCAUUGUUUUUUUUCGGUAAAGUCACGUACGUAGAAACAAAAUAAAAUUUAACUAAAUUAAAUUAAAAUAAAUCACGUUUCGAACGCAACACAAGCGAUCAUCAUCAGGUGUAAAACAAAUAGCGAGGGAACACAUAGGGGGACAUCACGCACAUAGAGAACGUUAAACUGCACGCAGGCAAAUACAAGAUGAGACGAAAACUCAACAAAGCUAAGAAAAAUAAUGUGAUGCAAAACCAGUCGACCAACAACACAGACACUGACCUGGUUGACCGCGUACGUUCUCUACUCCAUGUGUGCCUCUUCUGUCUCUGUGUGAUUCCAAGCAUGCGUCUCUCCGUGCUUCUUCAUGCACUUUUCAGUUUUUGUUAAAUAUGUUUUGUUAAUGACUGCGUUCAAUCAAACCUGUACAUAAAAAAAACCAUUACAGAAUAACAAUAACCAUGCUCUAUGGAAUAUUUUAGAUUUCGGUAUGUAGGUGGUAGCACAUGGCAUUCAUCAAUACUUUCAACGCAUUAAUGUUUAUACUCUAUUCAAUCAUAACAUUACAUUUUUGUUAAAAUGUUAAUGCCGCAUGUGUAUUUCAAACAACAGUGUAAUGAUGUUAACCCAUGCGUUACCAAGAGAAGAAAUGGUCCAAUUCAUUUAUGGCGUAACAGCAGGAUGCCGUGACAUUUCACCGACAAGCUGCAUAUUAUCUGCAUAAGCAUGUUUUUCCAACUUCGCAUUUUUUGUAAAACAAUCACCGAUGCGAUGAGACGCAUCGCAGCUCUUUCCACUUCCUCAUCAUGGUUGCUGCCAGCAAAUUCGAAAGCAGAUUUACUUCCCAUUGCAGCCUGAUAAUUAUGUAGGGAUUACUGUGCUGUAAAUGUAAUAAAAACACCAUGGUAGCGGUGCAGUCCUGAAAUUGUUUGCUCACGCCACUGCUGAAAGAAGGGCCUCAACCAGAGAACUCUAAAGGCUAUUUGCCUACUCUUCCAUGGUGACCUUGGAAGAGCACACACCAUGGAAUUUCCCAGUUUAAACUGCACACACCCUCAACUUCCAUCCGCAAUGUUCUUGCCUAAUCAUACAAGGCAUGCCUUUACACUCAUGACUCAGAUUUCUUUGAGUGCAAAAGAGACAACUUGCGUUAUGCAACAAGCAAAUCCGCCGCCAUACACGUGUAUGCUUUUAGUACAUAUAGACACACACACACACACGAGUCUUCACGUGUAAUCAUUACCUUGAUGGUAAAAAAGGCAUUCAACAUUUUACAAUUUAUUAUGUUAAAGAAACUGCCAUAACAUUCACAACCAAAUGCCACCUCCUGUUCUCUUAUACAUCCUUCAUUAACUCACGAAAUAUCAUUGCCUCUUUGCAAGGGUGAUCUAGGUAUCAUCCAUAUUAUGGAUAUUGGUCGCGAAAGCCUACGGGUUAAACUGAUCUGGGUUACAUAAGUAACAAUUUAAGAACACAACAUAAAAAAACCAUUUAACCAACUUUAACAAUAUAUGAGAACAGAAUAUUAUAAAGUCAUUUUCACGUUAAUUAAAUAUUUGCAUUACAGUACAGUUCAAUAUUGUGCAGUAUAUUGUACAGCAUUCAAGCAAGUCAUGUUUCUGUUAAAGGCACAGUUGAUUGUUAAUUUUACAGAUAACUACCGUGCGAAGAUGUUUAAUAACGCAUUUUUUUUGUAUUGUUAAUUAACGUAAUGUGAAAUAUAAUUAUUUUGGACAACCUUUCAUGUUCAGCAGAUUUCACAUCCAGUAUAUUAUGAUUACAAAUAAAUAAAAAAUUGCCAAAUGUAUUUGAAUUCGUGUUGGAUGUGAGUUACAUCCGUCCAGUGGGCAGUAUCCGCAUGUAACUAUUUUAACAAUAUUAAAAAAUAUAUAUUUCAAAAGAUUCAUAA